Megalobrama amblycephala (Wuchang bream) is the source of this 2582-nucleotide messenger RNA. Its product is annotated as sphingosine-1-phosphate phosphatase 1-like. Gene Ontology annotation, cellular component: endoplasmic reticulum membrane. Lineage: Eukaryota; Metazoa; Chordata; Actinopteri; Cypriniformes; Xenocyprididae. The record is from RefSeq and is a predicted model, not a curated record. Gene Ontology annotation, molecular function: sphingosine-1-phosphate phosphatase activity. Gene Ontology annotation, biological process: sphingosine metabolic process; phospholipid dephosphorylation. Bases 249 to 1592 code for a protein of 447 amino acids. The transcript is spliced from 3 exons.
GCCAUACAUCUGUCGCGGUGUCGCCCUCCCUGCUUAAUAACAGACGGGUACAUCCUAGCUCCUAGUCAAAAAGCCACUCUAUUUUACUAAUGUCUCUUGUUGUUUGAAGACUCGAGGGUUGUAUAGCUAUGCGACGUACAAAAUAGUCUGCCAUUGUUUAGCACAGCUUUGCACGAGCUUGUGUUUACACCAUCACACGAGCAGCGCGUGUGAUAUUGAUUCAGUGUUAGAGCUAUUUUGGUUUCAUCAUGGCAAGCGAGGCGCUCCACAAAUUCGUUUGCCUUUGUCGAUACCUACAGGAUCCCUGCCAUGUCGCCAGAUUCCAGCAGUUUUGCGGCGUCCGCGGGACGUUUCCUAAAAAAACAGCCGAGGCUGACGCGAAGCUUGCGGUCAACGGUGCUUGCGUGGGGCAAUGUCAGGAAGACCGCGCGGCUAAUGGGGAUUCAGCACACGGACUCGCGGGCCAAAGGCUGAGAAAAAGUUUAAAUGCCGCUGGAAAUGAUGAACAGGACGAAAGUCCCGCUGAUUUUCUCAACGGACCCUCGGGGCAAGAGGCUGAGAGAGACUCCAAAGGCAGAGUGAAGCCUUUACGCAGGAACUCAUUGACUGGUGAGGUUGGCCAGGAGUUCAUCAUCGAGAACAAGUUUCUCUUCUAUCUCUUCACCAUUGGUACCGAGCUGGGCAAUGAGAUGUUUUUCAUCGUGUUCUUCCCUUUCUUGAUGUGGAACGUCGAUCCCUAUGUGAGCCGGCAGCUCAUCGUGGUGUGGGCUUGGGUGCUGUUCUUCGGCCAGUCCACUAAAGAUCUGAUCCGGUGGACCCGUCCUGCCUCUCCUCCUGUGAUUAAAGUGGAGGUGUUCUACAACACGGAGUACAGCAUGCCCUCCACACAUGCCAUGACCGGCACCGCGAUGCCCUUCUGUCUGUUCAUGCUCACAUGCAGUCGCUGGGAGUACCCUUUCAUGAUUGGAUUGAGUGCAGCUCUGUUCUGGAGUGUCCUCGUGUGCAUCAGCAGGGUUUAUAUGGGCAUGCACUCUGUCCUGGAGGUGAUCAUAGGCUUCCUCUACAGUGUGCUCAUCUUGGCGGUCCUUCACCCCAUGCUGGCUGACAUCGACAUGUUCUACCUGUCCCACAGCUAUGCCCCUCUGGUUGUCCUGCUUGUGCAUGUGGGCUUCAGCUUGGUGGCUUUCUCGUUGGACUCAUGGAGCACCUCCCGCGGCGACACGGCCCAGGCUUUGGCCACAGCUGCCGGAGCCGCGUUGGCAUGCCGUCUGAACCACCAACUGGGUCUGCAGCCAGAUCCUCCUGAAGAAGCUCUACCGCUCACCCUGCCACUGAUCGACGGGGCCCUAUUGACCCGCUCAAUCAUGCGGCUCCUGGUGGGAGUGGCGGUGCUUCUGGCCGUCAGGGCUGCCAUGAAGGUAGUGGCGAUUCCGUUGGCGUGCAAGAUCUUCGGCGUGCCUUCGGAUGACGUGAGGAAGGCUAGACAACACGCGCAAGUGGAACUCGCGUAUCGGUUUAUUGUCUACGGCACAGUGGCCUACUGCUGUGCAUUCCUAGUUCCACUUCUCUUUAGCUUCCUUGGCUUAUCCUGAAGAAAUCCCCCCUGUUAUUAUCCCUUUUUUUUAUCCUAGCUAAAACCUAUACAUUUCCUGGACUAGUCAGGGUCCACAGUUGUAGUCAAAACCGACAAACUUGGAAAAGCCUUUUGGGUGCAAACAUGUAUGAUGUUCAUGAUGUUGAUAAUUUCACUAGCUCCAUUUCCAUGCUAAUUUAUUUGUUAGAUUUUAUUAAUCUGAUAAAUUUAAGCAGGGUUUUUAGGCACAUUUGUUGCCAUCUGUGGGAGAUCAGUCCGCUGUUUUUCAUGAAAGUGAGUGCAUGUGAUCAUCAGAGGACCUGUUCAAAGCUCAGUGAUGUUUAAAGCCAUUCUCAGAUGUUUCCUGCAUUUGUCUUCAUUGGUUUCUCCUCAGCAGACUGACACCCACCCAUCCUGAACCCAAUACGCAGGAAUGUUUCUCGCUAUAUACAGACUUUGUCUUAAGUCUACAGUCCUUUUCAUCUGUUUUCAGUCUUCGGAAAUGAACUAACCUGAGCGACCACCCUUGUCAGACAUUUGUAUCCAUGGUUUUCCAAAGGGCUCGCUCUCAUAACAAUUUGUAAUUUUUCAUUUAUCCCAGGGCUUGUUUCUUCUCCUGUGAAGAAAUGCUGUGACCCAAUGGUUCAUUCAACGGUUUAGGAAAGACACUCCAAAUUCUGAGAGUUGUAGAAAGUUCUGUUCUUAUCUAAAAACGGGUUGAACUCAGGCCUCACAAUAAGCGGUAAUGCAUUGAGAGAAUGAGGGGAGGGAACUUCCUGUCAGUAUGAAUGCUGUAUACAUGAACUUCCUGUGGAUGUGUUGCUCUGAAACCCAAGCCUAGAAGAGACCGCUCUGAAUAUGAAUGCCAUUGUCAAUAUAUUAUCAAUACACAUCUGAUAAGUAUUACUACAGUGAGAUUAUUUACGCAGUGAGUGAAUAGCUCAGUACUCUCAAGAAAAUUGUACUAUUUUAAUUUAAACAAAUAAUUACAAGUAGAUUUUGUAACAUU